Messenger RNA from Bipolaris zeicola 26-R-13, 399 nucleotides. RefSeq lists its product as uncharacterized. The record is from RefSeq and is a predicted model, not a curated record. The transcript has a single exon. The coding region runs from base 1 to 399 and encodes 132 amino acids. NCBI's taxonomy places the organism in Eukaryota, Fungi, Ascomycota, Dothideomycetes, Pleosporales, Pleosporaceae.
AUGCCAGCGCCUGAGCCCCUACCGACCUUCUUGUACAAGAUUCUUCCAAGCGCCCCGCCUUCACCGCUCCCUACCCGUCUCCCGCUCUCGGACCUCGACCGCACCGAUGGCUACAUCCAUCUCUCCACCUCCGACCAAGUGCCCGGUACCGCUGAUAAAUUCUUUGGUGACGUCUCAGAAUUGUGGCUUCUGAAGAUCCGGUAUGAAGUGCUGGCCGCAGGAACCGAUGGCGACGGGCAAGUCCAUUCGGAUAAAGCGGCAGAGCUGAAGUGGGAGGAGGUCGGGCGAGGGUGUUUUGCGCAUUUCUACGGAGCAGAUCUCGGAUCCGGAAACAUAGAGAGUGCGUUCAAGAUUGAGAAGAAGGGCAGUUGGGCUGAUACCUUGAGUCUGGAGUGGUGA